Callorhinchus milii (elephant shark) is the source of this 3282-nucleotide messenger RNA. RefSeq names its product heat shock protein 9 (gene hspa9). The record is from RefSeq and is a predicted model, not a curated record. The transcript is spliced from 17 exons. Gene Ontology annotation, biological process: cellular response to unfolded protein; protein refolding. Bases 65 to 2068 code for a protein of 667 amino acids. Gene Ontology annotation, cellular component: mitochondrion; cytoplasm. Lineage: Eukaryota; Metazoa; Chordata; Chondrichthyes; Chimaeriformes; Callorhinchidae. Gene Ontology annotation, molecular function: misfolded protein binding; ATP-dependent protein folding chaperone; heat shock protein binding.
GGGGACACGUGGUUUCGAGGAGUUUUCUAGAAGCUGCGCGUGAGGCAGACGGACAGCGAGCGCCAUGAGUUACCUGGUCAGCACCGCCGCUCAGCGCCUGGCCGCCGGCAGAAGUUGUUGGAAUGGAUUAUGUCAAGAUGUAUUCCGAACUGCGGCAAAGCGUCACUAUGCGUCUGAAUCCAUUAAAGGUGCGGUUAUUGGAAUUGAUCUGGGCACAACAAAUUCCUGUGUAGCUGUAAUGGAAGGGAAACAGUCAAGGGUACUUGAGAACUCUGAAGGGGCCAGAACAACCCCCUCCGUAGUGGCCUUCAUGGCUGAUGGUGAGCGUUUAGUUGGAAUGCCAGCGAAACGACAGUCAGUCACAAAUCCUCAAAACACCUUUUACGCUACAAAACGUCUGAUUGGACGGCGGUUUGAUGACGCUGAAGUACAGAAAGAUCUCAAAAAUGUUCCAUUUAAAAUCGUUCGUGCUUCUAAUGGUGAUGCCUGGGUGGAGGCUCACGGCAAGAUGUACUCUCCAAGCCAAGUUGGGGCUUUUGUUCUGAUUAAGAUGAAGGAAACAGCAGAAAACUACCUGGGACACCCUGUGAAGAAUGCAGUUGUCACAGUGCCUGCAUAUUUCAAUGAUUCUCAAAGACAGGCUACAAAAGAUGCUGGGCAGAUCUCUGGGUUAAAUGUUUUACGGGUCAUCAAUGAGCCCACUGCGGCAGCUCUGGCAUAUGGAUUGGACAAGAGUGAAGACAAAGUCAUUGCUGUCUAUGAUCUAGGUGGUGGUACCUUUGAUAUUUCUGUGCUGGAGAUUCAGAAAGGAGUCUUUGAGGUAAAAUCAACCAAUGGCGAUACCUUUUUGGGAGGUGAGGACUUUGAUCAGGAAUUGCUCAAGCACAUCAUCAAGGAAUUCAGGAGGGAGUCGGGUGUGGAUCUAACUAAGGACAAUAUGGCACUGCAGCGAGUGAGAGAAGCAGCAGAGAAGGCAAAGUGUGAAUUAUCUUCAUCCCUCCAGACUGAUAUUAACCUGCCUUAUCUGACAAUGGAUGCCUCUGGCCCAAAGCAUUUGAACAUGAAAAUUACUCGCUCGCAGUUUGAGAAUAUUGUUGGUGACCUUGUCAAAAGGACUGUUGCACCAUGCAAAAAGGCCCUGCAAGAUGCUGAAGUCAGCAAGGGUGAUAUUGGGGAGGUCCUCCUUGUGGGUGGAAUGACACGGAUGCCAAAGGUCCAGGCAACUGUGCAGGACCUGUUUGGUCGUACUCCCAGUAGGGCUGUGAACCCAGAUGAAGCGGUUGCCAUUGGUGCUGCAAUACAGGGCGGUGUGCUUGCUGGUGACGUCACAGAUGUGUUAUUGCUUGAUGUUACACCUCUGUCACUGGGUAUCGAGACCCUGGGAGGCGUGUUCACAAAACUCAUCAACAGGAAUACCACCAUUCCAACAAAGAAAGGCCAGGUCUUCUCUACAGCUGCUGAUGGACAGACACAGGUUGAGAUCAAAGUGUUCCAGGGAGAACGCGAGAUGGCAACAGACAAUAAGCUUCUAGGACAGUUCACAUUGAUUGGACUUCCUCCAGCCCCUCGUGGCGUUCCACAGAUAGAAGUUACUUUUGAUAUUGAUGCCAAUGGUAUUGUCCAUGUUUCUGCAAGAGAUAAAGGCACUGGGCGAGAACAGCAGAUUGUAAUCCAGUCUUCUGGUGGGUUAAGCAAGGACGACAUUGAGAACAUGAUCAAAAAUGCAGAGAAAUAUGCCGAAGCAGACCGAAGGAGAAAGGAAAGUGUAGAAGCAGUCAAUAAUGCUGAAGGAAUUAUUCAUGACACAGAAUCCAAGAUGGAAGAAUUCAAGGAUCAGCUUCCAAAGGAGGAGUGUGACAAACUGAAAACAGAGAUUACAAAGGUGAAGGAAUUGCUGGCUCGUAAGGAUUCGGAGACAGGUGAAACCAUCAAAGCAGCAGCAUCCGAACUACAACAGGCAUCGCUUAAGCUCUUUGAAAUGGCAUACAAGAAGAUGGCAUCUGAGAGAGAGGGUUCAGGCAGCACGGACAGCACAGAAGGUGGAGACAAGAAGGAGGAGAAGCAAUAAAACCACAGUAAUUCCUUCAAUGGACUGGAGAAGAGACAGAUGCUUGGGAGCGACAGAAAUGGAAGAGAACUUUUCCUGAGCGGAUUUGCACGAUAUUCAUUUUCAUACUGUGUUUUUGCAGUAUACUAUAUAUAGUUUCCCUUUAUUCCCUUUAUUAAGUAAAAGUAUCGGCGUUUUAACAAAUCUAUAUGGUUUGUUUCAUUCCUAUGUUCAGAAAUUUGCCCAGCAUAAUAGCUGGUGUUUCUGUGGGUCAGGCAUCAUAGCAGUCUGUUGCAAAUAAACUUCACUCAAUCAUUUAGAUUUGCAGCCAAAUCUUUGUAAUUACCAAGUGGGGUGAAUUGCUUGUUCUGGGGAGAAAGUCAGUUGGAAAGAGGUUCUGGAAAAAGACUUAAUUUUGUUGAUGUAAUUUUGUCUAUAAAGAAAAACACAGGAACAGAAAUCUUAGAAACAUUACCCAGAAUUUUGCAGUUCACUUGUGAACUAAAACUGAGGAUAUUGGAUAUAAAAAAGAACAAUUGUUCAUAGUUCUGGCAGCAAUGUUAUGUUGCCAUUAUAGACAGGGUAACAGCUUGCAUAAAAGGUGAUACACUGAUAUUGGGGUCAUGGGAUACUGUGGUAACAGUAGCAACUUUAUGAUUUUUCCCAUCGUAAGCACAGAACAAACAGUUUGGGAACAGUGCCCAAAGUCAUUCUUGUUGCUUGAUUGUAGAUGACACCUUCUACUUGGCAUGCAGUUUUAUGGGGGUGACUUGGUGGCUUCUGUCAUCAUAAAUUUCCUUUUAUCAACUGCAGUCCACUUUGCAUUUUAAUGGAAGGGCAGGAUAGGCUUGGGAAAUGAGACCUUGGAAACUGUUUAGUUCAUUAAAGACCAGGUUUGUCUCAGACCAAAGCUCCAUUCUUAUUUGAGUACUUAUUGGUGUUUGAAAUGCUUGUAAAAAUGCAGGCACAUUUGGUUAGUUCAGUUUGUGAUACCGUAAAACUAAGACCACUUAAGUUCUUAACUGUCCUCUCAAUUCGUGCGCAGUUUGGAGGUAAUCAAGAUUUGGCUAGCUUCAAUUUUAGUCUGAUAAUAAAUUAUGUUGGUAUGGAGGGCAUUCCUCUGGUCGUCUUGCUGCCAUUAAUGGGUUUGUGGUGAAUGAAACCAAAAUUCCACAGAGAACACUGAUGAUUGCAGCAUUGUGAUUUUUUAAAAAAUAAAAUUUGAUGGUAAAUGA